AUGUUGGGAAAGAUCUGGAUUCCUGACACCUUCUUUCGGAAUUCAAGAAAGUCUGACGCCCACUGGAUCACCACUCCAAACAGUCUGCUGCGACUGUGGAACAACGGAAGAGUGAUGUACACACUGAGUCUAGUUGAAUAUGUUAUCUUGACAAUAUUUUUUAACCCGAGUUGGCGAAUGAGCUACUUUACUAUUCAGACGUACAUCCCCUGUAGCAUGAUCAUGGUGCUGACAUGGGUCUCUUUUUGGAUCAACAAAGAUGCUGUCCCCGUCAGGACUUCUUUAGGAAUCACCACAGUGCUUAUAAUGACAACGCUGAGUACCAUCUCAAGGAAGUCACUUCCCAAGGUAUCCUAUGUGACGGCGAUGGACCUGUUUGUGUCUGUCUGCUUCAUCUUCACGUUUGCUGCUCUGAUGGAGUAUGGGACUCUACACUACUUCACCAGCAACAGGCAGAACAAGAAGAAUAAGGACAAACAUUCUCAGCAGAAAUCCAGCCGCAUGGUGAACAUUAGGCCAGUGAGGUCACUGCUCCAGAUGAAUAACAUCGGCCCCUACCAAGACGAGGAUGUUUACGCCUAUGUGUGUUUGGAUGGGAAGGGCUGCACCAGCUUCUUCUGCUGCUUCGACGACUGUCGCUCUGGAGCCUGGCGCAAAAACCGGAUGCAUGUCCGAGUCUAG
Messenger RNA from Oncorhynchus masou masou (cherry salmon), 681 nucleotides. RefSeq names its product gamma-aminobutyric acid receptor subunit gamma-2-like. The record is from RefSeq and is a predicted model, not a curated record. Gene Ontology annotation, biological process: chloride transmembrane transport; regulation of postsynaptic membrane potential; gamma-aminobutyric acid signaling pathway. Gene Ontology annotation, cellular component: dendrite membrane; GABA-A receptor complex; neuron projection. Lineage: Eukaryota; Metazoa; Chordata; Actinopteri; Salmoniformes; Salmonidae. The transcript is spliced from 4 exons. Bases 1 to 681 code for a protein of 226 amino acids. Gene Ontology annotation, molecular function: benzodiazepine receptor activity; inhibitory extracellular ligand-gated monoatomic ion channel activity; GABA-gated chloride ion channel activity.